AUGGACUUAUUUAGACAGACUUUUGGAAAUAAUGAGGAGCCCUUUAUUCAGAUUCCAGGAGCUUUUAGGGAAGAACCACCUACUGAUAUGAAUGGAAGAGCAGAUGAUCAAAAUAACAGUGCAAACGAACCAACACAGAACCGGGAUAGAUACACAAAGUCGGUACUUCACUUUCUCUUCCAAGCUCCCCUGAUAGUUCUUUAUUACUUAUUGAAUUUCAUAAUCCGAAGUUCACGUCUUUUGAAACCUUUGUUAAGAUUUCAUGGAUUCUACCAGAGAAAGCACAAUCGUUUGCUAGAUCAUAGUUCUCAGUUAAAUUGUCUCUUAGAAAAUUUAGAAAACGAAUCUCAAAUUGUAACGUGUUCCGAAGCUAAUGGAAACAUUGACGAUAAUAGAAACAGUGAAGAUGCGAGGAACAAUCAAAACAGUGGAGUUCAGUUCAGUUUUGGCUCCUUGUAUAAUCCAGAAAAUGGAACGUUUUUAAAAAGUAUUAUGCAAAGCAGUUAUACUGAACUAUUGGAUGCUUGUAGUGAACAAGUAAAAUUUGGAGUAAUUUAUUUGCAUGAUCCGCUUCUGGAUAAUCAUAUGGAUUAUGUUAAUAAAAUACUGUGCUCAGAAACUUUUGUUAACAUGAUAAGGAAGUACCAGGUAUUAUUAUGGUUUGGUGAUGUCACUACUUCUGAAGGAUUACAGGUUUCAAAUGCACUAAAAAUUAGACAAUAUCCCUUACUUGGAAUAAUUUCCUUAAAAGCGGAAAAGAAAAUAGAAUUAGUUGCGAGAGUUGAAGGUUCUAUUUCUAACUAUAUGCCUCAAGAUUUGGAGACUAUAUUCUCCAAGAAUUAUCCUCGACUGAUUCAAUUGCGCCAACAAAGGCAGAAUGUUGAAAUGCAGAGAUUGAUAAGGCAACAACAGGAUUCGAGAUACCAAGAUUCUUUGAGACGUGAUCAACAGAGAGAGUCAGAAAGAUCGGAACAGAUUCAAAGAGAACAAAGGGAACGAGAGCACGAAAGAAUAGAAAAUCAAUGGCUCUUGUGGAGAAAGGGGCAGCUGAAACCUGAACCGUCUCCUGGUAAAGAUGCAAGCAAAGUGGCGAUCAGGUUGGAAAAUGGCCAGAGAUUAGUGAGAAAAUUCGACGCUUCUUUACCAACAGAAGAAAUCUAUGCAUUCGUAGAACUACAGUUACGUGGCUUAUUGGAUUCAGAAGGGCAUACUCCGUUUGUUGAACACCCUGCUAACUAUCAACACCAGUAUGGGUUUAAAUUGAUCACGCCAGUACCAAGAAGAGAGCUCGAUCCAUCUACCAAAAUAUCUGACGCUGGUGGCAUAUACCCAUCAGGAAAUAUUGUGAUGGAGCGUCUGGAAUAA
Molecule: messenger RNA, 1365 nt
Organism: Saccharomyces mikatae IFO 1815
Lineage: Eukaryota; Fungi; Ascomycota; Saccharomycetes; Saccharomycetales; Saccharomycetaceae
Gene: UBX3
Product: clathrin-mediated endocytosis regulator UBX3
Exons: 1
Coding region: 1-1365 (454 amino acids)
Cellular component (GO): endoplasmic reticulum
Molecular function (GO): ubiquitin binding
Source: RefSeq, a predicted model, not a curated record